Molecule: messenger RNA, 2191 nt
Organism: Cryptococcus deneoformans JEC21
Lineage: Eukaryota; Fungi; Basidiomycota; Tremellomycetes; Tremellales; Cryptococcaceae
Product: T3P18.10, putative
Exons: 4
Coding region: 237-1910 (557 amino acids)
Molecular function (GO): N,N-dimethylaniline monooxygenase activity; flavin adenine dinucleotide binding; NADP binding
Source: RefSeq, a predicted model, not a curated record
CCGUUUUCGCAUCGGAACUUGCUCUUACAGUUCUGUGGGAAUGGCGAAUUAUAUCGGGUUAUUAUAUUCAUGGCGUGCUCCACGGCCUUUCCUGUUGAGGUUGCCGGAGAAGAGCGACGGUACUAUGAGCGCGUUGUAUCCCGAGCCUGGGUAAAGAUAUAUCGUGGAUCGAAUUCGUGAAUCGAAUUUGUGUCUCUUGCCAUCAUCUCCAACAAAUUCAAUAAGAAAGAAAAAACAUGACGGGCACAAAUGAGCAGUUUCACCAUUUUAACCGCCCUGUUCGCAACGUGGCCAUCAUUGGCUCAGGCCCUUCCGGCACUCCUGCCGCCAGACAACUUCGAGAUGCUGGUCUGAAUGUUCGGGUCUUCGAGAGGCAAAAUAAGCCGGGCGGAAUUUGGAACUGGCGGCCCUCGGUUUCCCUCCCCCUUGCAGUCCCAACCCCGCCUCCUUCAGUGGGAGCCUUCACCCCAGUCAUCCGCGGGACUGGUGUGUAUGAAGACCCAGGAAGAGUGGAGCGUGAGAAAUUCAACCCACCUAAUCCUUGUUACUGGAGCUUGAACAACAAUGUUCCUACGUCGACCAUGGCUUUUAAAGACUUCCCUUACCCCCCUGGGACCCAAUCUAAUGUCUCUCACGCCCUCAUCUCAUCCUAUGUCCAAAGCUAUGUCAAGAAUUAUGGCAUCGACCAAAUUACUUCCUACAACACACGAGUGGAACGGGCAGAAAAGAUUGGCGACACUUGGAAACUGACAUUGCGAAAGGUUGUUGAUGAAGGCGAAGACCGAGUACGGGAAGAAUAUUGGACAGAGGAGUUUGACGCGGUCGUUGCCGCGUCUGGGCAUUAUAAUGCCCCCUACAUCCCUCCAUUUGAAGGUUCGGAUGCUUGGUCUGCCGCCUGGCCACAACAGCUUAUCCAUUCGCAAGGAUACCGAAAACCUGAGCCCUAUACCGGCAAAACCGUCCUCAUUGUCGGUAUUGGAACCAGCGGUAACGACAUUGCCAAAGAUAUAUCACCUUAUGCCAGUAAGAUUUACAUGGUCGGUCGCAACACCCUACGAGGCCCACAACAGUACCGGGAGUUGAGGAAGAUGCAAAGACACUUUGCCCCUCCCAACUCCGAGAUCCUUCCCGAGAUCCGUCGUUUCCGCCUCCCUUCUCCUGGUCAAGCCAUCAAUGAGGGUUCUAUUGAGCUCACGAACGGACGCAUCAUCACCGGUGUUAACGAGAUCAUCUUUGCUACUGGUUACCAGUACUCUUACCCUUUUCUUCCCCAGUAUCAUCAAGACAGUACCAUGGUUAAUCCCGCAUUCCCUACGGUCACUCCCGUUGUCACGAAUGGCGAUGGUGUUCUUAAUCUGUACCGAGAUGUCUUUUACAUUCCUGACCCUACACUCACCUUUCUCGGCCUAAGCGUGAACACAUCUGCCUUUUCAUUCUUUGAAUAUCAAGCCCUCUCCAUUGCGCGUGUCUUUGCGGGCACAGCGCGUCUUCCCGACGAAUCUUCGAGAUGGAAAGCAUAUCGAAACCUCGUCCGCGAGAAGGGUGAAGGGAAGUUUAGUCAUCUUUUGGGCAAGGAUGGCGAAAGAAGCUAUGUGCAUGAGACGGUACAGUGGCUGAACCGCGAUGCGGAAUGGUCUGGCGCGAGCAAAGUGGAGGGGCAUACAAUAGAGUGGUUGACGGAGAGUGACAAGAUUCCACUCUUAAUUGCUUCUAAGUUCGGAUUGGAUGCUGCUGGUCUCAAGGCAUUGAGGGAAAAACCUUCAGAUAUCCCAGAAGAGGAUACGGCCCAGCCAGUGGAGACUGAGAGGAGUAUUGGCUUAUUUGGAGACAAGUUCAAGACAGCGACUGAGGAGACAAACGCGCGGACGAGCGAAGCAUUUGCCCGCAAGGCAGCUUUGACUUCCGCAUAGUUGAUCGGCUUUUGUGGUUGUUGCUUAGGGAAACUGGUUAAAAUAUCGUAUUUUCUUUAAGAUUUUGAUAAUCUGGCGUCGUCCGAUCCACCUGCGCCGUCGUCUACUACCACGACUUAUAAAUGCAUGUCUCACAGGUUAACCGCUUUCCCCCCAUCCAAUCCUUGCUCCUCUUUUUUUAUUACUUCUCUGUCGGCUACACUCUUUUUUAUCUGAAAGCUCGAGAGAUGAGAAUGUAGACUGGUUGGAUUAUCGGUAGUAUUAUAAGAGUUAGGGAAAAU